AUUAUUGCUUCUUGGCGUUUUGGCUAAAAUCAAGUGAAGUAUAGUAGCCACUGUUCAUUUCCUGUUAUCUGGUUUUGAAGUUCUGUAAUGCUUUCAUUCUUUUGAAUGGUUUUAUACUAUUUUGUUAUGUUUGCUAUUAUUGUGUGUGAAGGUAUGGUCAAUGAUUUUUUUUUUUUUUUUUUUUGGUCUUUUUCAUUUUUAUCGGUACCAGGGAUCGAACUCACGACUGCCUGCUUACAAGGUAGGCGCUUAUGCCGCUGAGCUAAAUCCCCAGCCCCUUGGUCAAUGAUUUUUAAGAAAACAACAAACAUUAUGGUAGCCACUGUUGAUGUCCUGUUCUCUUGUGAAAUGCUAUGUUGAUUGCAUUGUUCUGUUCUCAUUUGCUUUGUUCUGUUUUGUUUUGUUUUAUUCUCUUUAAAAUUUAAAAAAAAAAAAAAAAAAAGAAGAAGAAGAAGAAGAAGAAGAAUACCUUCCCUAUCCCCUGUCCUGAAAAGAGUAAAUACACAUCUGGGGAAUACAGUCAGUAACCUGAUUAUGAUCAUACCUCCAAUUUUUGGUGCACUUCAGAGUAUUAAAGAUGGACUGGAGAAGCGGUAUGUUGCAGCUUACAUAGCACUCACAGUGGUAGGAAUGGGAUCCUGGUGCUUCCACAUGACUCUGAAAUACGAAAUGCAGCUAUUGGAUGAACUCCCAAUGAUUUACAGCUGUUGCAUAUUUGUGUACUGCAUGUUUGAAUGCUUCAAGACAAAGAGCUCAGUAAACUACCAUCUGCUUUUUAUCUUAGUUCUAUUCAGUUUAAUAGUAACCACAGUUUAUCUUAAGGUAAAAGAGCCUGUGUUCCAUCAGGUGAUGUAUGGAAUGUUGGUCUUUACAUUAAUACUUCGAUCUGUUUAUAUUGUUACAUGGGUUUAUCCAUGGCUUAGAGGGCUGGGUUAUACAUCCUUGGGUAUAUUUUUAUUGGGAUUUUUAUUUUGGAACAUAGAUAAUAUCUUUUGUGAUUCACUGAGGAACUUUCGAAAGAAGAUGCCACCUAUCCUAGGUGUUACCACACAGUUUCAUGCAUGGUGGCAUAUUUUAACUGGCCUUGGUUCUUAUCUUCACAUCCUUUUCAGCUUAUAUACAAGAACAUUGUACCUGAGAUACAGGCCCAAAGUAAAAUUUUUCUUUGGAAUCUGGCCAGUGAUCAUGUUUGAGCCUCUCAGAAAGCACUGAUGGCUAUUCUAUGAAGAGAACAAAAAAAUAUCUACAUAAGUCUAGCAGGAUGAUGAGAAAUCCCUAAAAGUCAAUAUAUUCAAAUACACCAUGACCAUCACAACAGAAGAGCAACUUUCCAACUAGUGCUGCCAACCACACAGAGAAUGAGGAAUUGACACUGGUUGGUGUUCUGCUCCUGGCUGUAUCUUAUUUGUCCUCUUCGUCCUCAUCUUAAAAUGUUUGUAAAGAAACAGAUUAUUAUAUGUAUUUAUGUUCUAGAGUACUAGGGAAAUUGGGCUUUUCUUAACAGGUUAACAAUUUGUGCUGGUUAUAAGAAAUUAACUUUUUUCUCUUUUUUGAUAAAGAUUCCAUGUGAAUUAUAUUUUUUCUAAUAUUUUAUUAAAUAAGUAAGGACUAGCAAA
Cavia porcellus (domestic guinea pig) is the source of this 1616-nucleotide messenger RNA. It is a transcript of the gene Acer3, whose product is annotated as alkaline ceramidase 3. NCBI's taxonomy places the organism in Eukaryota, Metazoa, Chordata, Mammalia, Rodentia, Caviidae. Gene Ontology annotation, biological process: phytosphingosine biosynthetic process; ceramide metabolic process. The transcript is spliced from 11 exons. Gene Ontology annotation, cellular component: endoplasmic reticulum membrane. The coding region runs from base 535 to 1212 and encodes 225 amino acids. The record is from RefSeq and is a predicted model, not a curated record.